This is a messenger RNA of Echinops telfairi (small Madagascar hedgehog), 2397 nucleotides long. RefSeq names its product oncoprotein induced transcript 3 (gene OIT3). The transcript is spliced from 9 exons. The coding region runs from base 64 to 1737 and encodes 557 amino acids. Lineage: Eukaryota; Metazoa; Chordata; Mammalia; Afrosoricida; Tenrecidae. The record is from RefSeq and is a predicted model, not a curated record. Gene Ontology annotation, molecular function: calcium ion binding.
UGCUUGAAAAAGAAGGGGACAAAAGGAAAAAGAAAGGGACAAAGGACGAGUGUUCCUAGCAGGAUGCUCCAGUCUGCUGCUGCUGGAAGACCCAGGGGGAUGCCACCGUUCCUGCUGCUCACCUGCCUUUCCGGCCUGAUUACACCAGCGUUGCUAAGGGCCCUAGAUCCGUGCUCCGCGUACAUCAGUCUGAACGAGCCGUGGAGGAACACUGACCAUCAAUUGGAUGAGUCCCAAGGUCCCCCUCUAUGUGACAGCCACGUGGAUGGGGAGUGGUACCGCUUUACGAGCAUGGCAGGAGACGCCAUGCCCACCUUCUGCAUCCCAGAAAACCACUGUGGAACCCACGCGCCUGUCUGGCUCAAUGGCAGCCACCCGCUAGAAGACGAUGGCAUUGUGCAACGGCAGGCCUGUGCGAGCUUCAGUGGCAACUGCUGCCUGUGGAACACCACGGUGGAGGUCAAGGCGUGUCCCGGAGGCUACUAUGUGUACCGUCUGACUAAGCCCAGUGUCUGCUUCCAUGUCUACUGUGGCCACUUCUAUGACAUCUGUGAUGAGGACUGCAAUGGGAACUGCCCGGAUGCCAGUGACUGCGCGUGCGCUCCUGGGACCAGGCUGGGUCCUGACAAGCAGACGUGCUUUGAUGAAAAUGAAUGUGAGCUAAACAAUGGUGGCUGCAGUGAGAUCUGUGUAAACCUCAAAAACUCCUAUCGCUGUGAGUGUGGAGUUGGCCGAGUGCUAAGAAGUGACGGCAAAACUUGUGAAGACAUUGAGGGAUGCCACAACACCAAUGGCGGCUGCAGCCAUUCCUGCCUUGCAACCAAGAAGGGUUACCAGUGCGAAUGUCCCCGAGGAUUGGUGCUGUCUGAGGACAACCACACUUGCCAAGUCCCUGUUUCGUGCAAGUCCGACACCAUUGAAGUGAACAUCCCCAGGGACCUGGUUGGUGGCUUGGAGCUCUUCCUGACGAACACUUCCUGCCAAGGGGUAUCCAAUGGCACCCAUGUCAACAUCCUCUUCUCCCUCAAGACCUGUGGCACGGUGGUCGAUGUGGUGAACGACAAGAUCGUGGCCAGCAAUCUGGUGACAGGCCUCCCCAAGCAGACCCCUGGAAGCAGCGGAGACGUCAUCGUGCGGACCAGCAAGCUGCUGAUCCCGGUGGCGUGCGAGUUCCCGCGCCUGUACACCAUCUCCGAAGGCUACGUCCCCAACCUGCGGAACCCCCCGCUGGAGAUCCGCAGCCGCAGCCGGGGCGUCUUCCCCUUCAUCCUGGAGAUCUUCAAGGACAAGGAGUUUGAGGAGCCCUACCGGGAAGCCCUGCCCACGCUCAAGCUGCGGGACGCCCUCUACUUCGGCAUCGAGCCCCUGGUGCACGUGAGUGGGCUGCAGAGCCUGGUGGAGAGCUGCUUUGCCACGCCCACAUCCGCGAUGGACGAGGUCCCCAAGUACUACCUGAUCCGCGACGGCUGCGUGUCCGAUGACUCGGUGAAGCAGUACACAGCUCGGGACCGCCUCGCAAAACACUUCCAGGUCCCCGUCUUCAAGUUCGUGGGCAAGGAUCACAAGAAAGUGUUUCUGCACUGCCGGGUGCUCGUCUGCGGAAUGCUGGAUGAGCGGUCCCGCUGUGCCCAAGGCUGCCAUCGGCGGAUGCGUCGGGACACAGCGGGCGAGGAGACGGAUGAUGUACAGAACAAGGUGCUGACUGGCGGCCCCAUCAUCAUUGACUGGGGGAACUAGUGGACACACAGCACCGUGAGGCCCGACCCCUAGCUGGCCUCCUCCUUGGAACAUCACCCUCCACCCUCGGCGAACACCAGUCAACAUCCUAGAAAAUCGACCUUUUCCGAGUCUCAUACUGUGAGUUUAUUCAAACUCUGCUCCGAGUUGGAGAAGUUGGCAGAAACCUGUCCCCAGCCCUGCUCAGUGAUGAGACCCGGAUGGAACCUCUUUCUCAUGUUGAAAGCUAAACUCUCUUUCCUGCAAGAAAGCACAACGCAGUAGGAGCACAGAAACCGGAAUUGUGUACAACAUUUCAAAUGAGAAAUAACCGUUAAUUAAAUUGUUGUUUGGAAUUAUAAAUAAAAUCCCAAUGAUGCUUUAUUCACAUAAGUAAUAAUCAUCCUCAGAAAUUUUCAUUAAAAUUCAUCAAUAUAGCAGUGGGUAAUUAUUUUUGAAAAUGCUUUUUGGGUUUUUUCUCGGGCGAUAUAUUUUGUUUUGAUGUUUUUACAUUGCCUUAAAUGAUGUCUUCACUUUAUGUUGAUAAAUUAAUUAAUAUCCAUGUGAAUGGUUAAACGACUGAACUGUGAGCAAAAUUAAAGCUUUGCACUUCUGUGCUCUUAUUUGGUAUUGCAGACGCAUGACAAAUUUUAUUGAAAUAAAUAUCCUACCCUCCAGAGA